This is a messenger RNA of Epithele typhae, 1560 nucleotides long. RefSeq names its product general substrate transporter. NCBI's taxonomy places the organism in Eukaryota, Fungi, Basidiomycota, Agaricomycetes, Polyporales, Epitheliaceae. Gene Ontology annotation, cellular component: membrane. Gene Ontology annotation, molecular function: carbohydrate:proton symporter activity. Gene Ontology annotation, biological process: carbohydrate transport; transmembrane transport. The record is from RefSeq and is a predicted model, not a curated record. The transcript is spliced from 8 exons. Bases 1 to 1560 code for a protein of 519 amino acids.
AUGGCCACGCAGAGCACCUUCCAGAACAUCCGGGUUUAUUGGCUCGCGUUUAUCGUCUACUGGGGCAUCGUACUUUUCGGUUACGACACCGGUAUCGGUGGUGGAGUCGUCUCGCAAAACUACUUCAAAGAGCACUUCGGGCUUCUCAACCCCGACGGAUCCCCAAACCCGCACAAGUCGGACCAGGUCUCCUCGAACGUCGUCUCCGUUCUUCAAGCCGGAGCAUUCUUCGGAGCUUUGGGCAGCGCGCCUAUCUCAGCGCGCAUCGGGAGGAAAUACUCCCUCCUGGGCUGGUCGAUUCUCUUUGCCGUCGGCGCCGUUCUCCAGACUGUCGCGGGUGGCUCGCGCGGGAUCGGAUACAUCUAUGCUGGUCGUGUCAUCGCCGGUGUUGGUAUUGGUGCGAUCUCUGCUGUCGCGCCUGCGUUCGUGUCGGAGUGUUCGCCAAAGGAAGUCCGUGGGCGUAUCACUGGCCUGUUCCAGAUCAUGGUCGCCGUCGGUGUUAUGCUCUCAUACUUCAUCAACUUGGGCGUCAGUCUACACAUCCACAGCGGCGCAAGCGUGUGGCGUAUCCCCUUCGGCUUCCAGCUCGUCCCCGCGGGCAUCAUGUCUCUCGGCCUCCUGACUGUCAAGGAGUCUCCUCGUUGGCUCGCGUCGGUAGGUCGUGGUGACGAGGCUAUCCGUAACCUCGCCUACCUGCGCAAAAGGCACCACGAAGACGAUGAUGUACGCAACGAGAUGGCUGAGAUCGAGGCUGCAAUCGAGGAGGAGCGCGCUGCGCGAAAUGGCCUUGGGCUCCGCGAAGCGUUCUUUGGCAAGGGUAACUUCAUCCGGUUCGUCAUCGCCGUCGUCAUCUUCAUCCUCCAGCAAUGGUCGGGCCAGAACUCGGUCAACUACUACGCGCCCCAGAUCUUCCAGUCGAUCGGCUAUAAGGGCACCUCCAACUCGCUCCUCGCGUCGGGUAUCUACGGUAUCGUCAAGGUUGUGGCUACCGCACUCUUCGUGUUCUUCCUCGUCGAGACCCUGGGGCGUAAGCUGUCGCUGUUGAUUUCUGCGCUCGGCAUGGGCACGCUCUUCUUCAUCAUCGGCGCGCUCCUCAAGACGCACCCCCCGCCCGCACAGGCGAUUGACCCCCCUCCGGCAAGCAAGGCGAUGGCUGCGAUGCUCUACAUCUACGUCUGCUUCUACUCGAUGGGCUGGGGCCCGCUUCCCUGGGUGUACGUCUCGGACAUCUUCCCCACGCGAACGCGUCACUACGGUCUCGCCACCGCCUCCGCGUCGCAGUGGCUCUUCAACUUCGUGCUCUCGAAGGUGACGCCAAUGCUCGUCACCGACCUUGGGUACAAGAUCUUCCUCAUGUUCGGAACGAUCAACAUCGCCGGCAUGGGCACCUUCGCGCUCCUCAUCCCGGAGACCAAGGGCCGCAGUCUGGAGGAGAUGGACAUCAUCUUCGGCACCGUCACUGCGGAGCAGCGCCAGAAGGACAUCGAGCGCCAGGAACGAGUGCUCGACCAUGACAAGAACGAGACGACGUCGGAGCGGUCGAUGGAGAACAAGGCCUGA